CAUUUGACAAUGAAAUUAUCUAUUGCAAUGCAAGCACUCAAACAUAUGAUUCAUUGAUGCACAGUGUUGGUAUUCAAGUUGACAAACCAACAUUGACCUAUGAGGAUAUCAGGUGCUCUGAUGAAAGUGUUAUGUUCUACACUGGAGUUCCAGAUUCAUCAACAUUUGAGGCUUUGUUUGAUGAAAUGUGUGAUGAUGAGCAGGUUUACUCUGACACAUCUGAUGGUGGGAGACCACAUGCUUUGAGGCAGAUAGAUGAAUUUUUCAUGAUUCUAAUGAGAUUGAGAUUAGGACUGUUACUAGAUGAUUUGGCAUACAGAUUUAGAAUUUCACGUGCAACAUGCGGCAGACUCUGCAACAAGUGGUUUGACUAUUUGUAUGUUCAACUCUCGUUUUUGGUGCAAUGGCCAAGUAGGGAGAAUGUUAAUGCAACAAUGCCAGAUUCAUUUAGUACAAAUUACCCAACCACUAGAGUUGUCGUAGAUUGCACAGAGAUAUGGACAGAGACACCUAGUUCACUUCAGCUACAGUCACUUUUAUACAGUGACUAUAAGUCACAUAUGACCUACAAGGCUUUGAUUGGGAUAAGUCCAGCUGGUGUUGUAACAUUUUCUUCAGAUUUGUAUUGUGGUAGUAUCAGUGACAAACAGAUCACCAAACUUAGUGGCCUUGUUGAAUUGUGUGAGGAAGGUGAUGCUAUCAUGGCAGACAAAGGUUUUCUCAUCUCUGAUUUUACUACACCUAGAGGUAUUGAUCUAAUCAUUCCCCCAUUUAAAACUAAAAAGCAACAAAUGACUCAACAUGAGGUGAAUGUAACCAAGAAAAUUGCCAGUUUGAGGAUUCAUGUUGAGCGGCAAAUGGAACGAAUUAAAAACUUUCGCAUCUUACAAGGUACUAUUCCCAUCACAAUGGCUUCCCAGGUAACAAAAAUAUGGCAUAUAUGUGUUUGUUUGACAAAUUUGCAACCACCUCUUGUUCUUAAAUGAUAUAAAUUUGAAUGAAUUUGUUCGGGGUUCGGAGUACAUGUAACUUCAAUGAUUUGCAGAUUAUUUCUUGAAAUGUUAGAAGACUUAAAAAAACUUAAACAUAAUGACUUGGUGAAUUAUUUUAGUUUGUUUGACAUAGUCAGCCUUUUUUUAGACCUUCAUUAGGCCUGCAACAUAUUUUUCAGACAUUUUUCACUUUGGUCUCUUUGAAACGCUUAGGAAUAUUUUGAUAACGGUCAGGUAACCCCCUGUUAUUACAAGCUACUAAUUAUUACCUCAAGCCCUGUUCUGUUAGCUGUACUCACUCCACUGCAACUGGAUUAACUACUACUAUUAACUAACUUGUUAGGUCAGGUGUUGGUUGUGAGUAGGUGUCUAACAGAACUUAUAGAUAGGUAUAGAUAAUAGAGCAUCACUGCUCAGUGAUCAUUAUUGAUCAGUAGAUGAUCACUGUUGCUAAUAAUUGACAAAACAAAUACGAAGAUUCUAUAUUUAUUUACAUUCACAAAUAUAUUAAUUCCUGUCUUGACACAUUGUCUGAAUGCAGUGUCAGGUAAGUUGUUUUACACAACAUCCGCAUUGUCCAUCAUAUGUACAAUGACACACAGGUAUAUAUUGUCAAUAAGAACAUUUACAUUUUUUACAAGAAACCUAUUUUUUUUGCUUUAUCUGUAGUAUGUGAAUGCCAUUAGAACAUUACUAUAAAGCUGACAAAUUUGUAGCUUUAUUGGUAGAGCAUGUCAUUCAACAAAUGUAAUAUUGACAAAUGUGUUAAAUACUGAAAUAAUAGUGUGCUUGAAAAUGUGCCUUUCUUUAUUUUUAUUAUACAAUGCACCAGUUAUGAAAGGAUGUGAACUGUGAACAGUUAACCUUAAAGGGAGAUAAUUUAGCAAAACUACUUUGUAGUGCGUUUUCAGUUGUGGCAGGUUUUAGUGAUGCUCUAGGUAUCCAUAUGCAAAUACCAAAUUGUGAUGUUUCAUAUUAUUAACGUUUGUCUUUACAACAUAUAUACUGGUACAGAGGCCUCAAUACUACAAGAAAGAUUUCACUUGACUCUGUAGCACUGAAUGGUUCAGGAAGUUCCAUAAGUAUAUUAUCUCUCUAGCUGUUAAACAGCUAUCCAUGUUGUUGAAAGUGAGUCAGUAUUGAUCUGCACACAGUUAUCAGUUCACCAAUAAAAUAAUUUUAGUGAUC
Messenger RNA from Haliotis rubra (blacklip abalone), 2180 nucleotides. RefSeq lists its product as uncharacterized. The transcript has a single exon. The coding region runs from base 57 to 986 and encodes 309 amino acids. The record is from RefSeq and is a predicted model, not a curated record. Lineage: Eukaryota; Metazoa; Mollusca; Gastropoda; Lepetellida; Haliotidae.